CUCAUCGAACAGCUGUUCAGCGUGAAGUUGUGUACGCGGAAGAAACAGCAACUCAAUUCGUUUUGCAGCCCGCAGCAAAAUAGUUUAUAAUUCCGGACGCCAAGAUUGCAAUUGGCAGUCGUCGCGCAGCCAACUAACCAGUUGACCCGAUCCGCAAGAAUAUCGAAAGAAAACCGGGGCACAACACCACUGCCAAAUAGUACAACAACAACUCGAGUGUGCGCUCUGUAGCAAAAACAACAAUAAAUAAAAACAGAGAAAUUCCGUGUGUUUUUCGCAUUUAAACAAUUUGUUAGGCAAAUAAAAUAGAAAUCGGAAUACGCGAACGAAAGUGCGGCAAUUAGUGGUUAUAUAAAUGUAAGACCAAAUAACGCGUCGUGCUAAAAAACUAUGUGGAUUUGUUCGCAAAAAGUUGAUACAUCGAGAAGAACUAGUUAAUAACCACCACGACCUCUCCAACUAGAAAUCACAUACUCCAUUCUGCAGAAGAUCCUCAUUAGCAUUUCUUUUGUGGAUUACGGCGCGUGUCAAACAUUUGACACUAAUCACCACAAAAAACGCACCGAUCCCUCGCCCAAAAAGCAAGCCAGCCACGAUUGGCCAGAUCUGGACGGGAUUCGGACAUACUGCAGCCAUGAUAGGACGUUUGUUUCGCGCCCACGGCGAAUUCUGCGCCUCGCAUCCCUGGGAGGUCAUCGUAGCCCUGCUCACCAUCACAGCCUGUAUGCUGACUGUUGACAAAAACAAUACCCUGGAUGCGAGUAGCGGUCUAGGCGCAGCCACAGCCUCAGCCGCCGCUGCUGGAGGAUCGGGACCUGGAGCAGCUAUACCACAAACGCCUGUGGGAGGAUCAGCUACAUCCAGCAGGCACAGGCCCUGUCAUGGAUGGAGUCAAUCCUGUGAUGGCCUGGAGGCCGAAUACAAUGCCGCCGACGUCAUCCUGAUGACCAUCGUACGCUGCACAGCCGUUUUGUACUGCUACUACCAGUUCUGCAGCCUCCAUCGUCUGGGAUCGAAAUAUGUGCUGGGCAUCGCCGGCCUCUUCACGGUCUUCUCCAGCUUCAUCUUUACGACGGCCAUCAUUAAGUUCCUAGGCAGCGACAUCUCCGAAUUGAAGGAUGCCCUGUUCUUCCUGCUGCUGGUCAUUGACCUGUCCAAUUCUGGCCGACUGGCCCAGCUGGCCCUUUCGGGCAGUAAUCAAGCAGAGGUGACCCAAAACAUAGCUCGAGGUUUGGAGCUUUUGGGGCCUGCCAUUUCCUUGGACACUAUCGUGGAGGUACUGCUGGUAGGUGUGGGCACGCUUUCCGGAAUACAGCGGCUGGAGAUGCUCUGCAUGUUCGCCGUACUUUCGGUGCUUGUCAACUAUGUGGUCUUCAUGACUUUCUAUCCCGCCUGCCUGUCGCUAAUCUUUGACCUGUCUCGGUCGGGAGUCGAUAUUUCGGUGGUGCGGGAGAAAGCGAAGGGUUCACUGCUCCUGAAAUCCCUCACAGAAGAGGAGCAAAAGGCCAAUCCGGUGCUCCAGCGUGUCAAGCUGAUCAUGACCACCGGCCUGAUGGCCGUGCACAUCUAUAGUCGCGUCGCCUUCUCCGGCAGUGACUAUGACUCCGUGGACAAUACACUGUCGCCCACGCUCAGCUUGAAUGUGAGCAAUAAUCGCACAGAAUCUGGAGAGAUCACCGACAUCAUCAUCAAAUGGCUGACCAUGAGUGCCGAUCAUAUAGUAAUCUCAAUUGUUCUCAUCGCUUUGGUGGUCAAAUUCAUUUGCUUCGACAAUCGCGACCCACUGCCGGAACAGCUGCGUCAAUCUGCUCCGGUGGAAAUCGCCGCCAAGGCUUCACAAACCACUCCCAUUGAAGAGGAAGAGAAUGAGAAGAAGAAGCAACCAGAGAUCAGUGAAGCUCAAGCUGUAGUCCGUGCAGCACUCUUCACUAUUGAAGAGCAGAGCUCGGCCAAUGCUUCUACACAAACAGACCUUCUUCCUCUGCGCGACCUGGAUCUGGUGGGUCCUGUUAUGCCACCUCGACCACUGCAGGAAUGCCUAGACAUCCUGAACUCUACUGAAGAUGGCAGUGGGCCCGCUUCUUUGAGUGAUGAGGAGAUCGUGUCUAUUGUUCAUGCCGGCGGCACUCACUGUCCGCUCUACAAAAUCGAAUCUGUCCUGGGCGAUCCAGAGAGGGGAGUCCGAAUCCGCCGACAGAUCAUUACCAGUCGUGCCAAAAUGGCGACGGGUCGACUGGAUUUCUUGCCUUAUUUGCACUUUGACUACCGCAGGGUGCUUAACGCCUGCUGUGAGAAUGUCUUGGGAUACGUUCCCAUUCCCGUUGGAUAUGCCGGACCACUGCUGUUGGACGGUGAGACCUACUAUGUGCCAAUGGCUACCACUGAGGGUGCUUUAGUUGCCUCCACGAAUCGUGGCUGCAAAGCGUUGUCCGUUCGUGGAGUUCGAUCUGUUGUGGAAGACGUGGGCAUGACCCGAGCGCCAUGUGUAAGAUUCCCAAGUGUUGCUCGUGCAGCAGAGGCAAAGUUGUGGAUUGAAAACGAUGAAAACUACCAGUUGGUGAAGACGGAAUUCGACUCCACAUCUCGUUUUGGCCGUCUGAAGGAUUGCCACAUUGCCAUGGAUGGACCACAGCUGUAUAUUCGCUUUGUUGCCAUUACCGGCGACGCCAUGGGAAUGAACAUGGUGUCCAAGGGCGCUGAGAUGGCUCUGCGUCGUAUCAAGCGCCAGUUUCCCGACAUGCAGAUAAUCUCACUAAGUGGGAACUUCUGUUGUGACAAGAAACCAGCGGCCAUUAACUGGAUUAAGGGACGUGGCAAGCGUGUGGUCACCGAAUGCACCAUUUCGGCUGCCACACUGCGCUCUGUGCUGAAGACGGAUGCCAAGACGCUGGUCGAGUGCAAUAAGCUAAAGAAUAUGGGUGGCAGCGCCAUGGCCGGCAGCAUUGGUGGUAACAAUGCCCAUGCCGCCAACAUGGUGACCGCCGUCUUUCUGGCCACGGGGCAGGAUCCCGCUCAAAAUGUUACCUCUAGCAACUGUUCAACGGCCAUGGAGUGCUGGGUGGAGAACAGCGAGGACCUCUACAUGACCUGCACAAUGCCUUCGCUGGAGGUGGGAACUGUGGGCGGCGGCACAGGGCUGCCCGGCCAAAGCGCCUGCCUGGAAAUGCUCGGAGUUCGCGGAGCACACGCCACAAGGCCGGGUGACAAUGCCAAGAAGCUGGCCCAGAUAGUCUGUGCCACGGUCAUGGCCGGUGAACUGAGCCUAAUGGCAGCGCUGGUCAACAGCGAUCUAGUCAAGAGUCACAUGCGUCACAAUCGCUCCUCCAUUGCCGUGAGCAGCGCCAACAAUCCUCUCAACGUGACCGUGUCCAGCUGCAGCACCAUCAGCUAAGAUUGGGCGCUCCAAGGGCGCCGACUUCUACCCUUUUGUACAUAGAGUCUCUUACCGGGCAGGCCAGGCGUUGCAACUCAUUUCUUUAGGUGUUACCUUUAUAGUUGAAUGUUUCACAAAUUGCUUGAUAAAUAACCUGAUUGGCCUGGCCAAGGAAACGAACAGCAGCUUCCUCCAGUUCGGCGAAUCCUUCCAAGCCAAUGCUGUGAGCAUAGGAUGGGAUGAAACUAUAUCCACUGUUGCUGCUCCUUCUUCCACUUAGAUUGUACGUUUCGUCAUAACGCUAUUUUUUUCAAUACCUAUAUAUAUACUGAAUACUGAACGAAGAUACGCUGGAAUCCCCUCCAGAAUGCCAGUCAGUGGAGCAGCUAUGACCAGGACUAGUGCAAGCGCUGAACUUGUAAAAAGUAUAUCCUAAGCGAAAAGUAGUACAUAGGGUUUGUAUAGUGACUAAAUUAAAACGUUUAAUUAGAGCGAGUACGAUCGAUAUCGAUAUCUUAUAACUUCUGUUUUCGUUUUUUAACAAAAGAAAAAACAAUAUAUAAACACAAAAAGCGUAA
Molecule: messenger RNA, 3951 nt
Organism: Drosophila eugracilis
Lineage: Eukaryota; Metazoa; Arthropoda; Insecta; Diptera; Drosophilidae
Gene: Hmgcr
Product: 3-hydroxy-3-methylglutaryl-coenzyme A reductase
Exons: 6
Coding region: 635-3391 (918 amino acids)
Biological process (GO): isoprenoid biosynthetic process; coenzyme A metabolic process; sterol biosynthetic process
Cellular component (GO): peroxisomal membrane; endoplasmic reticulum membrane
Molecular function (GO): hydroxymethylglutaryl-CoA reductase (NADPH) activity; protein binding; NADP binding
Source: RefSeq, a predicted model, not a curated record